GUUAGUACGAAGGGUCACUUGUUUCCAAGAUAUUGUAGUUACAUCUUCGGAUACAUACGUAAAUGGUAAAUACAUUUUUCCCUUUUUUUCAGACCUAGAUUUUGAACUGACAGCUCUUCUUAAAAGUGCUGCGCAGUAUAUUGUGGACGGGGCCCCAUCAACAGAACUAAGUAAAGAAGAGGCCGCCACCGCCGCAGCUGUGUUCGUCCUGUCAAAAUGCUUGGUUCGGCGAAGGGGUGAGGCCGGUCGGCGUCCACCCAAAGCGAAACUUGACGAUGUGAUUCGAGUCGUGCAAUGUGCCACUCUUCGGCUCCUUGAGAAAAAGUAUGUGACCUCUGAUGUUAUAGUUAAAGCGCUUGAACAACUUAUUAAGCAGAAUGUAGUAGAGGCAAUGCCCAGGCAAUAUGUAUACCGAUAUACGUUAAACGAAAGUGUCCUUACAAAAGAACAAGCCAAAUCUAUUGUAGAAGAUAAAUUAAAAGGCAUCAAAUUCACAUUUUUGAGGACACUGUCUUGUUUGGAUGGAAAAAACUAUGAGGCAUUGGAGAACAUCGCUGUCUACAUGGAAGAUGCGGUUACUUUCUUCAUGAGCCACUCAGUAAGUAAUAGCUAUACGUACGACAGACCUGACGAGUUACCUCUUAGUAAACCAUCAAAAAAUAUUUUUAAUUCCGAUGCCACACCAGCACCGAAUAGUGGAAUCUCAAUUUCAGCCGACUGACAAAGUUGCUCAUGCUCAUCGAAAACAGUCAAUGAAGUAGUUGGGUUGGGGUUUUUGCUUACAGAGCUGGCAGUAUUCUCCAGCAGUGGUUGUUCAGCAGCAAAACUAACGGAGGGGGUUCUGAAAAGAAGAUAUAUUAACCGGUCUACCAAAAUGAAUGCUCUUCUUUGCAAUACAAUGGAAGUAUUUUCAUACAUUCAUAUCAUUGGUGGAUGGUGGCAGAUUUAUUCUCAAGUGACUAGAAUCCUCUGUCGCCAGCCAGAGAACGUCCCGGCAUCCCUGCCAGAUAAUAUUCCAGCACCAUUGCCAGAUGUUCAAGCACCCCUACCUGCUCAUCUAGUACCACUGCCAGCUGCUCCAGGAAUCGUGGAGGCUGCUCCAGUCCUCAGGACGGCUGACAAUAGUCAGGACGCCUUCCUAGGCCACACCGAGACUGUCCAAAACGAAGGAAGUGAUGACUCCCUAAUGUCAACUCUGUCUGAUUUAAUUUAUGAAAUGCCCGAAGUGUCCUCUGAUCGGUCGCAGUCACCACAUUUUUUUGACUUGAAAACUGCCAACCACAGUCAACAGCUUGCAUCAGACCACCUCUAUGCUGGACCAUGCAGAUCUGAACGAACUCUUCCUUACAGCGGUUAUUUAAAUUGAGUAGUGAGAACUGUGUAUUAAUAUUAAUUAAUAUUUAUGGUUGUUUUUUGUAUUAUUUUUUUCUAGUCUAUUAAAACAAUGGUUGUGACUAAUAA
Molecule: messenger RNA, 1461 nt
Organism: Frankliniella occidentalis (western flower thrips)
Lineage: Eukaryota; Metazoa; Arthropoda; Insecta; Thysanoptera; Thripidae
Exons: 2
Coding region: 875-1366 (163 amino acids)
Source: RefSeq, a predicted model, not a curated record